Messenger RNA from Toxotes jaculatrix (banded archerfish), 2984 nucleotides. Its product is annotated as PRELI domain containing protein 3B-like. The record is from RefSeq and is a predicted model, not a curated record. The transcript has 6 exons. Gene Ontology annotation, biological process: phospholipid transport. Gene Ontology annotation, cellular component: mitochondrial intermembrane space. Lineage: Eukaryota; Metazoa; Chordata; Actinopteri; Toxotidae. Gene Ontology annotation, molecular function: phosphatidic acid transfer activity. The coding region runs from base 114 to 695 and encodes 193 amino acids.
GUCUCGGAGCUGAGGAACCAUUAAAGCUUUUCCCCUUGGGUUCCUCCUUCCUUACUCCGGUCACACGGUCACCAGUCGCCGGCUCCCGAGCCCUGACAGACAAGCCUGUUAAAAUGAAGAUCUGGGCGUCAGAGCACAUUUUCAACCACCCAUGGGAGACGGUGACCAAGGCGGCGAUGCAAAAGUACCCCAACCCCAUGAACCCCAGCGUGUUUGGUGUGGAUGUUCUGGACAGAGGUGUGGACAAAGAGGGACGGUUACAUAGCACCAGACUGCUCAGCACAGAGUGGGGGCUGCCCGCCAUGGCCAAGUCUAUCAUUGGGGUAACAAGAACAUGCACUUAUGUUCAGGAGCAUUCAGUAGUGGACCCCAAGGAGAAGACCUUUGAGCUUAAAUCUACAAAUAUCUCCUUCACUAACCUGGUAUCUGUGGACGAGAAGUUGACGUACAAGCCACAUCCGCAGGACCCUGAAAAGACGGUGCUGACACAGGAGGCGCUGAUCAGUGUGAAAGGUGUGAGUCUGAGCAGCUACCUUGAAGGUCUCAUGGCCAAGACCAUCUCUGUUAAUGCUGGAAAGGGUCGGGAGGCGAUGGAGUGGGUCAUCAGACGAUUAAACACAGAAAUCGAGGAGUUGGCGGCGACCGCUCGUGGUACGAUGCGUGUUCCCAUGGCAGCGGCCGUUGCAGACAAAUGAUCCCAGCCUACCUGCCACUCUUUCCUCCACCAUCAUGAACCGAUGGACUUCUCAAAUGUUUUUUUCCCCUCAAAGGGGACCUCUCAUCUGCCAGCACAGCCUAAUAAUAACCACAGCCCCAUCCUUUGGUAUGUUUGUUUUUGUUUGUACGUCACAGGAACUCUGUGUUCGUCCGUCCUCAGCAGUCUGCGCCGACGAGUUUGAUACUUGUCUCCGUGGGCAGUGACGGGGAGCUGAUGAUAGUUUAAAAAAAAAACAAACAAACAGGGUUGAAUUAAACUGCACUUGAAGCUCAUAGGACUUAGUCUUGUGAUGUUAAAGCUCUUUUUUAAAAAAAAUUCACACUGUGCCUCCACAUCAUCUCAUCAACUUUCUCUUUUCUAACCUUUUUCCCCUUCAUCUUAAGAUUUUCAUCUCUCUCUAAUCUUCUCUCAUUGUUUCCAAAUCCUUAUAAACUAGUUGAGCCCUGGUAACAGCUGAAAUGAAGUCACUUUUCAUCGUCCUUUUCUGGCUGACCUUCCUUUGUACAGCAGAACUGACCAAAAUAUCUCAGAGCUGAAAACCCACCAGUGCAGACCGACUGUAACAAAACUUUGACUGUAUGUUACAAACUGUAUCAGCUGUGUCUUGGAAAUAUUUUUUCAAAUAUCUUCAAAUCUGUGAAACAUCUGUCAGCGUGUAGUCUGAACAGUUUGGUUGUAGGGUCUCAACGCCUAAAUCUGAGCGCAGGUUGGCCGGACAGGAAAAACCAGUUUUGGGCGUGUACUUACAUGGUGCUGGUCCAGGUCUGGAACAACCAGCACAAAUUUGCCAGGUUUGUUUGUCAGAGUCUGCCAGAUUUCUGAGCGAGUGUGUGUAUAAUCCAGAGUACUUAAGGUCCACAGCUCAGCAGCAGGGGGUGUUGCUGAUCAGGUUUUGUACAGUAAUGAAGAACAGCUUAGGCCUGUUAUUUCUUAUAAGUUUCAAAGCAUUUAAAUAAGGUAGAAGAGGGAGUUGUAGUUUACCUUUGUACCUUUGAUACAGAUGCUGGUCUGUCUAUCAAAACUGUCAGCGUAGUGGACUGGUCCUCGGAUGUUGUAGUCUCUCAUGGUUGUAGUUUUGGUAAAAGAAUGACUUGAUUUCAUAACGUCUCUUGUCUUGGUCAGUCUUUUCUCUUACACUGAUGAUGUGCUGUAUAGUUAGGUGUGACAGUAUAAGAACAAGCAUACUUGAAUGUGUAACUUAUUUCCAGCAUGUGUACUUAAAAUACACUUAAAGUAGCAGGAAGUCUUUGAAAAGUGCAGAGCUGCAGCAGCACUGGUCAGCGUCCACCUCAGCGUUUUUGUGUUGUGAACGCUCACCAGUGUUGGAAGAGCACUACAGGUUUAUGUUUGGGAUCACUGAGUGUGCCAACAGCAAAAGAUAGAAAUAACUGUACUAAUUUAGUUCCCCAAACAUAACGUAACUUUAUUUAUAUUAUUUAAGAACAAACCUACUUUGUAUGCUCUGACCUUUUUUUUUAAUACUGUCUACAGAUGGUGAUAUUUAUGCUAUAUUUGUGUUGGUGAACAUUGACAAAGGCUGUUAAACUGAUCAAUUUUAAAAGCUGUUAGCUUGUGGUGUUUUGCUAGUAACAGUGCAGUGUUUUUACUACAUUUCCCAGGCUUAUUCCACGGAGGACUCCUACAUGCAACAUUAUUGAUGUUGGUUCAGCUUCACAAACACCAUACUGAAGUGAAGGCGACAUAAUGACCCUGUUGCUCUCCCCCUUCUUUUUUUUCUUUUCUGUUGACAUUUUCAUAAGGACAGUCCUACAAAUUAAAGUGUACUUUAAAGAGGUUUGUUGUACAACCACAACCAUUUCUCACUGUUAAGACGCUCGCUUGAUGGAGCUCAGCAACAUCACAAGUCUUCCGAGAUGCUCCACAGUCAGUAUCUUAGUCUCAGUUAGUUCAGUCUUUUUCCACAUCUGCUUCCAGUUCAGCUGAGCUUCUUUUUAACAGCUUUUCCAGAGUUUACUUUCCAUCCCAUUAUGCUUCAUCCAGCUCAGGAUCAUUCUGUUUGAAGUCUGGUCUGCUGCCUAACUGACUAACCAAUCAGUAUCCACACAGCAUCUCGUUUCAUGAAUGAAAUGUGAUGUUUUGGGGUUAUUUUUUUUUUCUGUGGGGAACAUUUUAAGAACAAGUGGCUGUAAAUAGGCUCAUAUUUAUAUUUUGGUUGUGUUACAUUCCAAGAAUGUGAACAUGCAACAGAAUCUGAAGAGCGCACACUGAAAUGUUUCAAAAUAAAGAGAUGUCGUUGUUUCAUGAA